Hemiscyllium ocellatum (epaulette shark) is the source of this 1347-nucleotide messenger RNA. Its product is annotated as muscarinic acetylcholine receptor M2-like. Gene Ontology annotation, biological process: G protein-coupled receptor signaling pathway, coupled to cyclic nucleotide second messenger; adenylate cyclase-inhibiting G protein-coupled acetylcholine receptor signaling pathway; chemical synaptic transmission. The record is from RefSeq and is a predicted model, not a curated record. Gene Ontology annotation, cellular component: dendrite; plasma membrane; synapse. The transcript has a single exon. NCBI's taxonomy places the organism in Eukaryota, Metazoa, Chordata, Chondrichthyes, Orectolobiformes, Hemiscylliidae. Gene Ontology annotation, molecular function: G protein-coupled serotonin receptor activity; G protein-coupled acetylcholine receptor activity. The coding region runs from base 25 to 1347 and encodes 440 amino acids.
AGUGGAAAAGGGACUUCUUACAAAAUGCUUAAAUUGGUCUUCAUUGUGAUUGUAACAGGAUCAUUAAGCUUAGUGACCAUAAUAGGAAACAUUCUGGUCAUGUGUUCUAUUAAAGUCAACAAACAAUUACAAACUAUUAAUAACUGCUUUAUUUUCAGCUUAGCCUGCGCUGAUCUGAUUGUAGGUGUAUUCUCCAUGAAUCUAUACACAAUUUACAUUGUAAUAGGUCACUGGUCCAUGGGCCCAAUGAUGUGUGAUUUAUGGCUUGCUGUAGAUUAUCUGGUCAGUAACGCCUCCGCUAUGAACCUCCUUGUGAUCAGCCUUGACCGCUACUUCUGUGUGACCAAACCGCAUAGCUACCCUUUGAGGAGAACAACUAAGAGGGCAAUGAUAAUGAUUGCGACUUCUUGGAUGUUACCACUUAUUAUGUUCACUCCUCCCAUUCUCGUCUGGCAGCUUACCACAGGGGAAAGGAAUGUUAGUGAUGGCGAUUGCUAUGUUCAGUUCCUCUCAAAUCCUGUUGUUACUUUUGGUACUACAAUAGUCGCAUUUUAUCUCCCUGUUACUAUCAUGGUGAUCUUGUAUGCGCACAUAUCUCGAGCCAGCAAGUGUCGAAUAAAAGAGAAUAAGAAGAUGUCAGAGUCAAGCAAGGACAGUGUUUGUCCCAGUCGAAUGAAGGAUAAAAUGAUAAAAUUGGAUAUCAACAACAUAACCAACGUGGAUGACGGUACUUCCCCCGUCCAAAAGCAAGAUGAUGAAAUAACGAAUUCUAAUUGUGCCCAAGAAAAGGUGCCAGAGUUCUUCAAUGAGCCUAAGUUUUUCAGUGGGUUCCCAUCAAACCAGAUGAAACAAGGAAUGAUGCAACAGAGAACAAAACUUCCAAGUGAGCAAAGCUGGCUCAGUAAGGAAUUUUUCAAACUAUUUUGUUUAAAGAUAGCUCGCAAAUCUCCAAACUACAAUAACAGUUCAACUAAUUCAGGAAUAGUACCAACCAUCAGUAGCGAGAAUGGGACAGGCAGAGAGAUCAGAGCUGAUGAUAAAAUCAAUACCGUGACCAAGACUACUGCUAAGAAGAAGGUCAUUACAGCACGAGAAAUGAGGGUGACUGAAACUAUCUUCGCAAUUCUCCUGGCAUUUAUUAUAACCUGGACCCCAUACCAUGUUAUCGUGUUCAUUAAAACCUUUUGUUCAAUCUGUGUCCCCAAUCCAGUUUGGACUAUUGGAUACUGGCUCUGUUACAUUAACAGUACUGUCAACCCAGCCUGCUAUGCACUCUGUAAUAACAAUUUCAAGAAAACUUUCAAGUAUCUCCUCUUGUGUCAGUACAGAAAUGGUGCAACAAGAUGA